UUUAUAGAACGACAACCAUGUGACCAAACAGUUCAUUUUCAAGAUGGCGGUGUUCCUAGCUGUCCCGCUGAAGCAGACUCAGGAAGUGGAACUUAUAAAACCAUUGAGAACAUUUAUUCAGAAUACUUUCACUCAAGCAGAUCCAGAUGAUUACAAUCAGGCGCUAAAUGAAUUUAGUAAAUUAAGAAAUUUAAUGAUAUCUAAAUCAGUGGACAAACAUGAAUCAGCUCUGGAAAUCCUCUACCGGUAUUAUGACCAGCUGGUGGCCAUUGAAGACAAACUACCCAUUGCAGAAAAUCAGAUCAGAGUACAGUUCAAGUGGAGAGAUGCGUUUGACAAAGAGUCCUUGUUUUCGGGGAAGAGAACUUUGGCGAUAGCAUCAGGCAACUACGAGAAGGUGUGUAUGCUGUUUAACAUUGCCGCAUUACAGACUCAGAUCGCGGAAGUACAGAACCACGAUAGUGACGAGGGGCUCAAAACAUCCGCCAAAUAUUUCCAGCAAGCGGCUGGUAUCUAUGGUCACAUGAAGGAUGUGGUGUUGUCCCAUGUACAGCAGGAUCCGACCCCUGACCUCAACCCAGACGCGCUCAAUGCCCUGGUUGCCCUCAUGUUGGCGCAGGCACAGGAGGCGAUCUACAGGAAAGCUGCAUCAGACAAGAUGAAGGAGUCUAUGGUGGCUAAGAUUGCGUUCCAGCUGUCGGACCUGUAUGCUGAUGCUAUGAAGCUCAUGCAGUUACAAUCUCUACGAGAGCUCUGGCCCAAGGAAUGGGUAGCGACAGCUGUGAUGAAGCAGGCAGCUUUCCACGGGAUGGCUGAGUAUUUCCAGAGCUGUGUGUCUGCCGAGAAGAAGUGUUACGGUGAACAGAUCAGCAGGUUACAGCAUGCUAAUGAAUUGUUGUGUGCGUCCCAGACAAGAGGUGGGAGUGCAUUCUGUUUUAAGAAUGAGCUGGCGCGAGUCAACCGUGACCUGCAGGCAGCAAAGAAAGACAAUGACUUUAUUUAUCACGACAAGGUCCCGGACGCGAAAUCUCUGCCGAGCUGCGGCAAGGCAGUUAUUGCAAAGUCGAUCCCAUUCUCAAACAAACCAAUGAGUGAACGAUUUACUGAUCUGUUCAGUAAACUGGUACCUAUACCUGUUUUCGAAGCCAUGACAGCGUUUGAUAACAGGAAGGGACAGAUAGUCAAUACCGAGAUUGGCAGGUUACGGGAAAGCACACAGCUCAUGAACAGUAUCCUGGCCUCCUUAAACCUGCCCGCUGCCAUUGAGGACCUGUCUGGAAACAAAGUGCCGCAGUCUGUCCUAGAAAAGGCGGCCAAGAUAAAGCAGGAGGGAGGCAUGCAGUAUAUCGACAAACUGAUGAGGGACCUCCCCGAACUCUUACAGCGUAACCGGGAAAUCUUGGAUGAGGCCACACGAGAGUUGGAUGAGGAAGAAACAUCAGACAACAAGUUGCGUGAACAAUUCAAGGAGCGUUGGUCUCGGACGCCGUCAGACAAGCUGACCAAGACGCUCAAGGAGGAGUGCACAAAAUACAAGAGUAUCCUGGACGCGGCCAUCGGGGCUGACCGAGUAGUGCAGGAGAAAUAUGCCAAGCACAAAGAGGCCAUAGCUAUACUCUCCAAACCACAGGCUGAACUGGAACAGUCCAUUCCAUCCUCUGGCGGGGGCAGUGGUCAGCAGAGCAGCCCAGCAGUCAGCAGUCUGCGACAAAUGAUGGAGGAAGUGGCCACCAUUAAGGCUGAGCGCGAUGUCAUAGAGUCUGAAAUUAAGGACUCUACAUUUGACAUGACGAGUAAGUUCAUGGCGGCCAUGGCGUCUGAUGGUUUGGUUAACGAGGAAACACUAUCUAUGUCUGAGCUGGACCGAACGUACGGCCCACUUCGUGAACAGGUCAACAACAGCGUCCAAAGUCAAGAAUUUCUCAUGGGCAAAAUUCAGAAUGCCAACACCCAGUUUUGUCAUGAGAAGGCGUCUAGUCAGGGAGGGGCCCAGCGUGAGACUCUCCUCAAGGAUCUUGCCUCUGGCUUCGACAUGUACAUGCAGCUCAAAGGCAACUUGGAGGAAGGCACAAAGUUUUACAAUGAUCUAACUCCACUUCUGGUGAAACUCCAAAGUAAGAUUCACGACUUCUGUUUCGCGCGAAAGACAGAGAAGGAGGAAUUAAUGGCAGACUUACAGAGGUCCAUCGUCAAACAGCCUACUGCUGCUGCCCCCGCCGCUCCAAGCUACCAACAGCCAACCAGUACAGGUACGACUUCACACCCAUUUACCAGUACAGGGCCCAACGGAGAAACGUCCACGAGUCGAGUUCCGCCCCCACGCCCUCCCCCUCCCUCGUUUUCAUCGGCCCCGACACAGCCACCAGCCACAGCACCUAUGGGUACACAGCCAAGUGCUCCGUCAGCUCCGCCUGGCCAGCCUCCGUCACAAAACUACAAUCAGCCUGGUGGUUGGGGUGCACCACUUUAUGGUGGCGGCCAGCAGCAAGACUUAAGCAGAUCUAUGCCUGCUAUGCCCUCUGGUUUCAACCCCUACAACCCUUAUAUGGGGCAGCAGUAUCAACCGCCUCCAUAUUCUGGGCAACAACCACCACAAUACCCUGGACAACAACAACAGUAUCCAGGGCAACAACCACAACAAUACCCUGGACAACAACAACAGUAUCCAGGGCAACAGCCACAACAAUACCCUGGACAACAACAACAGUAUCCGGGGCAACAACAAUACCCAGGACAACAACAAUACCCUGGAUACCCCAACCAACCGUCUGGUCAGCCGCCCUACCCACAGAACACCCAGUGGAGAUAGGGACAGUGAUGUGUGGACAGUAUCUUAGCAGAACUGCUUAUGUGAUAGGUUGACUUUAAAAAUAGAAACUUUUGCCUGAUUUUUCACUUUAUAGACUCUUUGACCAUAAAGUUUAAUUUAAUGGACACAUCACAGGAAAAAAGACUAGUGCUUUCUUGUGAUAGAUUGACUUGUGAAAAAGAAACUCUCAGCUGAUUUUCUUCUGUUAUAGUCCUUUGACAUGGUAUUUUUAUUUAAUGAUUAGGUGAUGAAGAUCAGUGCGUUCAUGUGAAAAGUUGACUAAACUCUCUACUGAUUUAUCUCCCUUCACAUUUUUUUUUGUGAAGUUAUCUCCCCUGCACAGAGUUAUCUUGCAUUGAAUUCAGAAUUUCUACAAAGAGCUUGUUAUUUUUACAGUCGUAACUCAUCACACCUUUACUGACUUUCACUAACAAUACAGUGAUUAUCUUGUGAUAAACUUGCAGGGUAAAAUGAUUAGUGAACUUAUUCCUCAAUGAGGAACUAGAUAAAUCUUGAUACUGAACAUGGGAUCAUGACCGGUGAAAUAUGGCAUUUCACUAUUUUGUUUUGACGUUACAGUAAUACAUCCCCCGAGUAAGCAACUUGUUUAUGAGGUAAAAACCUCACAUUGAGACAUUUUUCUGUAGGAACAUCCAAUGACAAUUUGAAAUAAAAUAAAAGGCUGUUUUUUUGUCAGAAAAAAAAAUCAUUUUUUCAGAUGUUUUAUGUUCCAGUGAUUUAGAUAUUUACCGUGUCACAUACCAGUCAUUACAGUGACACUCUGUGCCAUGUUAAUGACAGUCAGACAUUGAUUUUAACAAACGCUGAAGGAAGUCAUGCAGUUUUUUCCCCCUGAAUAGUGUUUAAAAUGUGAUCAACAAACCAUGCUUACCUUUACCAAUUCUGAUAUAAUAAACAGAGAUAAAAAAAAAUCAGUCUUUUACUGAUUUCAUCCUUUUCCAGAAUUAGUAAUCUGUAUAGUCUGUUUUAAUGUUUCCCAUUGGAGGGAUUCCAGGAGUCCAUUUUCAUCUUUGAAUGAAGUUAAACUGAUCAACAAUUCCUAAUUGAAGUAACACAGGAUACACGUACGGUAGAAUUUUGUUGACCUGUGCUCGCACAUAUGUUUUCCAGGAACAGUAACAAUGUUUCCCCCUAGGGUGAUUUUUUUUCGAUAUUGAGAAGUGAUCAGAAAGUGCUAUAGAUUGUGUACUGGAAUGAAUACAUACCGUACCUGUUUUAUGUCUUGUGUUGUAGUAAAAGUUUACGUCUUUAUGUGUGUCCACAUCAAUGAUUUAUUUCUCAUUAAUCAAGAUUAAAGGGAUAUCAAUUAAAGAGAAUCAUUCUCCAAUUCUUUUAUUUCAUAUAUGACUCUCGAUGUAAUAGAAUAAUAUGGAAAUGGACAUGCUUUACAUUUUCAAAUACAUAUUUCAGAAAUGAAGAUAUGAAAGGGACAGAAAGGCACUACUGUUUAAGGGGAAAUUUUCGACUUUUUCGCCCUCCCUAACGAGGGUAAUUUAUCAUUACAGCGAACAUUAGUAUACAAUAUUAUCAAUGUAAACACGAUAAAAUGUGAAGGGCGAAAUUAAAACUUGGCCAAUAUGGAUUUCACCAGCGAAGGCCGAAAGUUUGACUAGGCGAAAAUGUCCAAAAUAUACAGUAUAUAGACGAUGAGGUCUAAAAUAAAUGUUUACAUUUGUAAAGUUGGCCCCAGGAAAAGAACACUUAUGGACGGUGAGGCCGUAAAAAGUGACUCCCUGUAGUCCUUCCCCUACAUAUAUGUAUUUCUGAAAUAGUCCUUAUAUUUAAUAACUUUUAGAAUAGAAGUACUAUGUAUUCUGGCUGCAAUGUAUACAAAUAAACAAUGAAUAUGGAAAUAUAGUGUUGUGUUUCACACCAAGAUUUUACGACCUAGAAUUCCUAGGUACAGUGCUCCAUUCAAAGUUGUACGUUCUUCAUAUAUACAUAUCACUUUAAUUAUUUCAUGUUGUGUUUGAAUUGUAGUAAAUCUGUCUUGCAAACAGAUAUAUAUCCUACUUUUUCGUCGAUUUCGGUGGGCGAGACCCUACUUACUGUCACUUGUCUCAUGGAAAAAAUGUUUGGUGAUUGCCCUGAUCAUUCAACAGAAUCCAUACAGUUGUUCCAUAAAAUUAAUGAGUAAAAAAACAGAAAAGGAGAAGAUAAAUUUGAAAAACAAUCUCCUUUUAAUGUGUACACAAUGCUUGCAAACAUAAUGACAAGGAAAUUGAUUUCUUGGUACAGAACUUAGAAAUUUAUAGAGGAAAGAAUCAAACUUAAAUGUCCAAGAAUAGUUUAAAUAGAAAUAAAUACAUGUAUACACUUUAUUAUUUUUCAAAAAAUUAUGAAGCAAGUUUUAAUAACUUAUGUUAACAUCUAGGGAGUCUGGGUGUGAGAGAAACCAGAGUUCCCAGAGCAAACCGUAGUGGUCAGGCAGGUGACACAAUACCUUUCCAUGUGUAAUCAGGGAGUCCAACCCUGUCCACUGUGCCCCUGACCACCCAAGUUAAAUAAAAACUUUUGAGUGGUUUUACCGUGUUGUCACUAAUCCUUGUACCAUUGCUUAAUAGUGUCUUAGUUAUUCACAUGACUAUUGAAUUCAUGAUCAGCUCUCCGGAAGUUAGCUCAUUCACCCCUGAAAACACAUUUGAACUCUUCCAAUUUAAAGAUUGGAAUAGUAAAUUAUGAAAUUGCAGGGGUGAGUAAGUUAAAAGUAUAUUUUUACAGAAAAAAAAUCAAGACUUACACUACACGCAUUACCCACAAAUUUAACAUUAACUCAUUCACACCUGAAAUUUCUUAAUAAACUAUACCAACCUUUGAAUUGGAAGAGUUCAAAUGUGUGUUCAGGGGUGAAUGAGUCGAGCGUAAUUUUGAUAAAGCCUGAUUGAUUAGUAAUUAAGUGUAAUCAAUUUGUAGUGUUUCUAGUUCGUGGUGGUUUCCUUUAUCAUAGAUUGUUUAUAGAAUCAAUAUCAUCUACAUAUCACACAACGCUGUAAUGCAUUGUGGUUUUUUUUCCAUAACUAAUAAACAUCCGUUAAAAAUGGUUGUUUACAAGGGAAGUAUUAAUCUUAUUGUUUGAACCUCUAGUAGUAUAGCACUAAAUAACUUAUAAGUAACUAUCUAUAAUGUGACAUAUACAAUACAUUUACUUCAGCAUUAAAUCUCUUUUAUCUGAA
Mizuhopecten yessoensis (Yesso scallop) is the source of this 6003-nucleotide messenger RNA. Its product is annotated as programmed cell death 6-interacting protein-like. NCBI's taxonomy places the organism in Eukaryota, Metazoa, Mollusca, Bivalvia, Pectinida, Pectinidae. The record is from RefSeq and is a predicted model, not a curated record. Gene Ontology annotation, molecular function: protein binding. The coding region runs from base 44 to 2809 and encodes 921 amino acids. Gene Ontology annotation, biological process: mitotic cytokinesis. Gene Ontology annotation, cellular component: endosome. The transcript has 19 exons.